CUGCAACUGCGCCCCGACUACCUCACCAUUUGCCCGGUGAGAGGGUCAGGGAACACGUCCCAUGGCCGAAGUCAACCAGCCCACACGACCAGAUCCGGGUCCUUAUGACACACUGAAGAUGUCGUGAUGCAAGUCACAUACACACCGCCGACCUUCCCUGUCUUCACCGGCUUGGACAACCCUCAACCGAAGGCGCCUUCCGAAGACGAGUACAUCCGCGCCGCGCGCAAGCCCACGGCGGCCGAGUACGACGCGUCACAAGCCUUCGAGAUCUUCCUCACCAGGGAGCUCGCGAACCCGCACUCCCGCGCCAAGAAGCAAGCGCGCUGGCAGGCUUACCAGCUUUACAGGCGCUCGCUUCUGCAAAAGGUCGUCAAGGAGGAGCUGCAGAGCCUCGACGGGCGGACGCGCCGCGAGGCACGCGCGGAGGCGACGUGGAAGUGGCGGCGCGCAUUGUCGGACGAGCGUAGGGCGGACCUCAAGCGCAGGUGGAAGAACCGCGGUGCGGAGGCGCGCAUGGUCCGCAGGAAGACGAGGAAGGGGCGCAAGGAGGAGAAGCGCAAGGAGCGCCUGCGCAACCUCGUCCUGGAGGAUGGCCCGAACCAGGUUAUCCCCAAUCCUGGCUCCGAAGGUGCGAAGAGCCGCGCAUGAUGGCGGGCUCGUCGCGUAUCAUCCAAAAAUACCGCUCUGUGUCCUCUACUUACACUACGCUAAUCUACUGCUUCCUGUUUGAGCAAGUGGGCCGCACCGUCGUGUCCGUCGCUGGCGACCACACCGGU
Messenger RNA from Fomitopsis serialis, 779 nucleotides. RefSeq lists its product as uncharacterized. The transcript has 2 exons. The record is from RefSeq and is a predicted model, not a curated record. Lineage: Eukaryota; Fungi; Basidiomycota; Agaricomycetes; Polyporales; Fomitopsidaceae. Bases 127 to 651 code for a protein of 174 amino acids.